AUGAGCUAUUACGGCAGCAGCACUUCUGGUGGACGAAGCAGUAGGAGAGUCGACUACGGGAGGACAUAUGUGGUGAGGCCAAAGGGAAGGCACCUAGCCACCAUUGUGUGGCUCCAUGGCCUAGGUGACAAUGGUGCUAGCUGGUCCCAGCUCCUGGAUUCUCUUCCUCUACCAAAUAUCAAGUGGAUAUGCCCCACCGCUGCAAGCCGGCCUGUCGCGGCUUUUGGUGGAUUCCCUUGCACUGCAUGGUUUGACGUUGAGGACACAUCUAUAGAUGGCCGUGAUGACAUUGAGGGACUGGAUGCUUCAGCUGCACACAUUGCAAAUCUGCUGUCGUCUGAGCCGUCUGAUGUGAAGCUUGGGAUUGGUGGUUUCAGCAUGGGUGCCGCUGUUGCCCUGCACUCAGCAGCAUGCUAUGCUCAUGGCAAAUUCUCAAGUGGCAUUCCCUAUCCAAUCACACUCAACGCAGUCAUCAGUUUGAGUGGCUGGCUCCCUUGCUCAAGGACCCUGAGGAGCAAGAUGGAGAGUUCACAUAUUGCUGUAAGAAGGGCUGCAUCCAUGCCCAUCCUCCUUGGUCAUGGAAGAGUGGAUGAAGUUGUCGUCUACAGGAAUGGCGAGAGAUCAGCUGAAAUUUUGAGGAACUCAGGAUUCUCAUUUCUGACUUUCAAGCCCUACAACGGGUUGGGCCAUUAUACAAUCCCUGAAGAAAUGGACGAUCUCUGCAAGUGGCUCAGCUCAUCACUUGGCCUCAGCCGAUCUCGCUAA
Molecule: messenger RNA, 765 nt
Organism: Miscanthus lutarioriparius
Lineage: Eukaryota; Viridiplantae; Streptophyta; Magnoliopsida; Poales; Poaceae
Source: the annotation of a GenBank genome assembly